GGUGGGCGUCCCAGCGAGGCCCGAGGGACGCGCGCGCGAGGCCCCUUUGUGGACUUCACGGCCGCCAACAUCUGGGCGCAGCGCGGGCCGCCUCUGGUUGCCGCGCCGCCGCCUCGCCUCGGGGACCGUAGGAGGCGCAGCCCCAAGGCCGGAGACUUCGGUUUGGGACCAGCCCCCCGGGAUGCGAUAGCUGCCGCUGUGCGGAGGCCGCCGAGCAGCUGCAGCCGCCGCCGCCGCCGCCGAGCAAAUCCACGCUGGCUCCGUGCGCCAUGGUCACCCACAGCAAGUUUCCCGCCGCCGGGAUGAGCCGUCCUCUGGACACCAGCCUGCGCCUCAAGACCUUCAGCUCCAAGAGCGAGUACCAGCUGGUGGUGAACGCAGUGCGCAAGCUGCAGGAGAGCGGCUUCUACUGGAGCGCCGUGACCGGCGGCGAGGCGAACCUGCUGCUCAGCGCGGAGCCCGCCGGCACCUUUCUCAUCCGCGACAGCUCAGACCAGCGCCACUUCUUCACGCUCAGCGUCAAGACCCAGUCGGGGACCAAGAAUCUGCGCAUCCAGUGCGAGGGGGGCAGCUUCUCGCUGCAGAGCGACCCCCGGAGCUCUCAGCCAGUGCCCCGCUUCGACUGCGUGCUCAAGCUGGUGCACCACUACAUGCCGCCCCCUGGCGCGCCCUCCCUCCCCUCGCCACCGACUGAACCCUCCUCCGAGGAGCCGGAGCAGCCACCGGCCCAGCCGCUCCCGGGCAACCCCCCCAGGAGAGCCUAUUACAUCUACUCGGGAGGUGAGAAGAUCCCGCUGGUGCUGAGCCGGCCCCUUUCCUCCAACGUGGCCACUCUUCAACACCUCUGUCGGAAGACCGUCAAUGGCCACCUGGACUGCUAUGAGAAAGUCACCCAACUGCCUGGGCCCAUUCGGGAGUUCCUGGACCAGUAUGAUGCCCCGCUUUAAAGAGCCAGGGGCAGGGGCCAGGCGAGGGGCCUGGUCCCCUCUCCUCCACGGCACAUGGCACAAGCACAAGAAUCCAGCCCCGGGAGUCCCCCUGCUCUGGGUGAGCCAGGGGGUGGACAGGGGCCCCCCUUUGGCCCUCCCCCCUGCAGAAAGGGGCAGGCAGGACCUGGAAUGCAUUUGACGGACAGGGAGUGCCACCUGAGCACCCCUCCUCCCUGCGUCUCCAGAGGAGCCAGCGCUCAGUGGGACAACAGCCGCCACAGCAGUGGGUUUGUUCUCUUCGCUUUUUGAUUCCCGCUGCAUCUCCAAAGGGGACACUGCAAGAGUUUUGAACUAGUGAGAACUGUCUGGGGAAUCUUCAAACUUUCCAACGGAACUUGUUUGCUCUUUGAUUUUGGUUUAAAACGUAGCUUUAAACCUGAGCAGGUCUGGGGCCUGCGAAAGAGUGAAUGAGAGAGGGCCCCUCAGGGGUUGCAGGCUGGCCCCAAGAAGUGCCACUCCCACUGCCCGGCCCAGGUGAGGGUGGCUGUAUGCUCCUACCCUGGGGAGAAGGGCAGAGGGUGGCCUAAAGGGGACCAUUCUUCUCCCCCUCCCCUUGGGACAGCCACGGGAAACUAUCUAGAUUCCAUCUAGUGCCCUAGAGUCCAGGGCCCUUCCCCCGUUUUAAGGGGGAAGUGGCAUUUGGAAGAGGAGUGGAAUAGAUGGGCUAGUCAAUUAUUCUUUCCCCACCCAAGCUAUACCUUUCAGCACCCAGGGGGUGGGGGAAGGACGGAGGAAAUGAGCCAUCUUUGACCCCAGGCCCAGGACAGAGAAGAUGGGGGCGUCUACUUUGUGCCUCCUGACUAGGUUUAGCUAGGAGAUUCGCCUUAAAUGCUCCCUGUCCCAUGGAUAGGGGCUGGCACACAAAAAGCCACACGCUCAGCCAAUCUAGGCAGAGGCCAAGGGCUUCUCAGAGGGCACCCAGUUGGCCCCUCACCAUGGGGAGGGGGAAAACCAUGCCUUCCAGCUGAGCACUGGAAGAAUGCUAGCCCAGUUGGUACUGGCCAGUCCCAGGUGUCUUGUGGUACCUGGGCUCUGGCCAGAACAGAGCCACCAGGUCCCACAGCCCCCCAGGCCCUGCACAGCUCUCCCUUCUCACCUGGGGGUGGGGGGCACAGGCGGGACCUCACAGAGAGGCCUGGCACCUGCCACCCCGGCUGCUCCCACUCUGCAAUAGCACUGAUCAGUGAAAAUUUACAGGAAUGUAGCAGUGAUGGAAUUACCUGUAACUGCUCUCUUUUGGGGAAAACUAAACAAACACAAUGUUUUCUGUGUCAGGUAUUUGGCCGGAUGGGGCAGCUGUGUUGGGGUGGGGGUUUUUUUGUUGUUAUUUUGGUUUUUUGUUUUUUAAUAAUGUUUACAAUCUUCCUCAAUCACUCUGUCUUUUAUAAAGAUUCCACCUCCAGUCUGCCCCCCUUCCCCCACCUAAGCCUUCCAGGCUGUUAGGAGAUGCUUGAAGAACUCAACAAAAUACCAAUCCAAGUCAAACUUUGCACAUAUUUAUAUUUAUAUUCAAAAAAGAAACAUUUCAGUAAUUUAUAAUAAAGAGCACUAUUUUUUAAUGAAAAACAUGA
Molecule: messenger RNA, 2560 nt
Organism: Manis javanica (Malayan pangolin)
Lineage: Eukaryota; Metazoa; Chordata; Mammalia; Pholidota; Manidae
Gene: SOCS3
Product: suppressor of cytokine signaling 3
Biological process (GO): phosphatidylinositol phosphate biosynthetic process; intracellular signal transduction
Cellular component (GO): phosphatidylinositol 3-kinase complex
Molecular function (GO): 1-phosphatidylinositol-3-kinase regulator activity
Source: RefSeq, a predicted model, not a curated record